Messenger RNA from Lotus japonicus, 1607 nucleotides. RefSeq names its product pectin acetylesterase 5-like. The record is from RefSeq and is a predicted model, not a curated record. The coding region runs from base 69 to 1352 and encodes 427 amino acids. The transcript is spliced from 12 exons. Gene Ontology annotation, molecular function: hydrolase activity. Lineage: Eukaryota; Viridiplantae; Streptophyta; Magnoliopsida; Fabales; Fabaceae.
GCAAGUUUCAUAAGUUGACUCUUUUGCACAAUCCCAUUUUUCCAUUCUCUAUCGAUCAUCACGCUGCGAUGUCUUCAUCUCCCUCGUUCUCCAUAACCAACCUUCGCCUUCGCACUCUCGUCGUCUUCUUCAGAAAAUUGACCACCAAGGACUACGCAAUCGCCGCAUUCGCCUUCUUCCUUCUCCUCUCUCUCGCUUUCUUCUCCCAAUUGCAUCACCACCACCAUUCCCACUCUCUCUCCAAUCUCAUCCCCUUCACUCCUCUCCCUAACACCAUCCUAAGAGGCGCAAUUUGCUUGGAUGGAAGUGCCCCCGGCUUCCAUUUCCAAAAGGGUUUCGGAUCCGGAUCUCGCAGUUGGUUGCUCCAUCUCGAGGGAGGAGGAUGGUGCAAUUCGAUAUCUUCAUGUUCUCGCCGAAAAUUUACUGCUUUGGGUUCAUCCAAGUAUAUGGAGACGGUGGUUCCUUUUUCAGGGAUUCUAAGCUCUGACCGGUCUCAGAAUCCUGAUUUCUUUAACUGGAACAAGGUGAUGAUACGGUAUUGUGAUGGUGCAUCAUUUGCUGGUCACCCAGAGAGCGAGAAAGGAAGUGGGUUGUUCUUCCGAGGCCAGAUCAUAUGGGAAGCUAUUAUGGAUGAACUCUUAUCAAUUGGCAUGUCUAAAGCAAAACAGGCUCUGCUUUCAGGAUGCUCUGCAGGAGGGUUGGCAACUCUUGUACAUUGUGAUGACUUUCGACAAAUACUUCCAAAGGAGACCACUGUCAAAUGUCUUGCUGAUGCAGGCUUCUUCCUAGAUGAGAAGGAUAUUCGUGGAAAUAACACAAUGAGAUCUUUCUAUAAUGAUGUUGUGCAGCUUCAGGGUGUUGCAAAAAGUCUGCAUAAAGAGUGCCUUGCCAAAAUGGAACCAUCUAAGUGUCUCUUUCCAUCGGAAAUUCUUAAAAACAUAAAGACUCCAGUGUUCCUUGUUCACUCUGCUUAUGAUUUUUGGCAGAUACGCAAUAUUUUGGUACCUGAAGGAUCAGAUCCCUCUGGUCACUGGAAAAGCUGCAAAUUGAACAUUCACAAUUGCAAUGCAAACCUGAUUGAUAUACUUAACCGCUUCCGUAGUUCUUUGCUGAAGGCUUUGAAUGAAUUCCAGCAACGGAAGCAGAUUGGAAUGUUUGUAAAUUCUUGCUUUAUCCAUUGCCAGACUUGGAGGGGAGAGACAUGGUAUUCACCCAAUUCUCCUAAAAUACAAAAUAAGACGAUUGCUGAAUCUGUUGCUGAUUGGUUCUUUGACCGAGAAGUGAUCAAUCUUAUUGACUGCCCUUAUCCAUGCAAUCCUACUUGUCGUAAUUUGGAUUUUACCAGAGUAUAAUAAAGCUAAGGGGACCAUUCUCAUUGCCUGAUUAAUCAUGAAUCUGCAUUUCUUGAAGUUCAUGAAGGAAUAUUCUCCUUUCCUUAGCAUGAAUUUUUUCAUUAUUUAGUUGAAAUUCUGGCGGUAGCUCAUCUUAUUCCCCCUGUUAAAAGCUACAAGUCCCACAUUGGUGGGAUGAAGAAGAAAAUUAUAGUAAAAUUCAAUUCAAAUGUAUAAUUUAUUUGACAAUAUCUAAAUUUGUAAUAUUUUCCCUUA